Messenger RNA from Frieseomelitta varia, 2619 nucleotides. RefSeq names its product zinc finger protein 782-like. Gene Ontology annotation, molecular function: RNA polymerase II cis-regulatory region sequence-specific DNA binding; DNA-binding transcription factor activity. NCBI's taxonomy places the organism in Eukaryota, Metazoa, Arthropoda, Insecta, Hymenoptera, Apidae. The record is from RefSeq and is a predicted model, not a curated record. The coding region runs from base 181 to 1449 and encodes 422 amino acids. The transcript is spliced from 2 exons. Gene Ontology annotation, biological process: regulation of transcription by RNA polymerase II.
UGAAGUUCUUCUCCACUUUCGUUUGACUAACUAUCGAUAUUUACACAGCAAUUGGACAAUUUGUCUGCAAUUGUAAGCCCGACACCUGACUCUUCUUCUCUCGUCUGUGGAAACCUAUACCUUAGACUCACGUUGCUAAGCCGGGACGGAUGUUUUAUAUACGGCAAGGAAUCGAUUCCCAUGCAACCGUGGCAAAUAGUGGACAUUGAGGGUUGCCUCUACUAUGCCUUCCUUCCAGCGAAUCAAACGCCGAAGCUCGUCGCGGACCUCCGCGAGAAAGCGAUCGGGAAAUCAGCGGCUGACGACGACGCGGAAGAGAUAUUUAUGAUCCCGGGCGACGGCGAGACAAGCGAUGAUCUCUGUUCCGUCAAGGUGAAGAAGGAAGAGGUCGACGACGACGUCGCGUCGGCGAACGAGGACCACGACGUGUACGACGACGCGAAAGUGUACGCCUGCGAGGAGUGCAACAUCUGCUUCCCGGUGAUGCAGAUGUUGAAACGGCACCGGAACGCGGUCCACGAGCAAGCUCAACGUUACAAGUGCAAGGUUUGCUUCAAGAUAUGCCGCAGUUUGGUCGCUUUCAAGAUGCACGUCGCUCUGGAGCACAAGACCGAGGAGGAGGACGAGGAGGCGAAGGACGCCGAGAGUCUGACGUACUCCUGCAACUUUUGCAACUACGAGAGCACGAACAAGUCGACGCUUCACUCGCACAUCAGCAGGAAACACUCGAGCAAACGUAUGAGCAGACGAAGGAGCAGCUACAGGUAUGCGGCAGCAGCGGCUGCGGAGCCCGAGGAGUAUUCGUGCGACGUGUGCGAGUUCAAGUGCCAGAACAGGCGCCGACUGAAGGAACACCUGGAGCGGAAACACGCGUCGGAGUACAAGUACGACUGCGAGUAUUGCGGCAAGAAGUUCAAGGUGAAGGGUGACAUGAGGCUGCACGUGCGAUUCAAGCACAAGGAGGGGCCGAUCGUGUGCGACGUGUGCGGGAAAACUUGCUCCAACAGCAACUCGCUGUACGUACAUCAAAAGUGGGCGCAUUUCAAGCCAAAGUACGAGUGCGAGAUCUGCAAGAGGCGCAUGGUCACCCAGGAGAAUCUCGACCAGCACAUUUUGCUGCAGCACGAGAGACGGGAGAGCUUCGUCUGCGAGGAGUGCGGGAAAUCGUUCACGGAGAACCAUCGGCUGAAACAGCACAUGAUGACCCACACCGGCGACAGGCCGUACGACUGUCACAUAUGCGGCAAGGCUUUCGCACGUCGCACCGCGUACAGGCAACAUUUGCUUAUCCACACGGGCAAACGACCGUAUAUCUGUGAUAUUUGCGGCAAGACGUUCACGCAGAAGCCUGGCCUGAUCUGCCACCGGAAAUCGCAUCCCGGCGUUCAUCCACCGUUGCCCGUCGUGCACAUAGAACAUAUCCUCAGCGAUUUUAUGAAGAAAGAAUGAUGGUGACGCGGAACCAGACGCGUGCGCCGUGCACGUUUUAACGAAGGGACGAAGCGACGUCGUUGAAUGUGAAAAUUUAAUCUUAAUCCAGAUAUCUUCGAACGUUUGAUUCUCUCUGAGCCGAGAUCGCCGUAUCUUCGUCAAAGAAGUUUUAUUUUCUGAGUGGUUCUUAAAGUUGCAUAAUAAUUUACUGACAUUAACAAAUUGAUUGGUUAUUAUUCGUAUCAUUUUGUAUUCUUGAUAUGUUGAUACUGCAAUUCAUUUCUUCAAUUUUGUGGCAUUAAAAUUUAAAAAUUAUAUCGAAUCUUUACAGACAAACUUAUCCUUGGAGAUAACUGACGACUUGAGAUCGAAUGAGUUCAUUAAUUCUGUGUUGAUUGAAUUUUCCUGAAACAUUAAAACUUUCUUUCUAUCAAUUGACAUUCAAAUUUGCCUCAAAGUGUUAGGCAGAGUUGAGAAAUAUUAAGAAUUCAAUGACUACAGAAUUAACAGAAUUAAAUUUUCGUAUUACACAUAAUGUCGGUUAGGUUCUACAAACCUGUAAGGAAGAAUAAUUGAACAGGUGCUAGAAAUCGUAUUGCUUUGUAUUCAUCUUCCUGAGAGAACGAUACACAUAUCUGGAUUAAGAAAAGGUUUUCGUGUCCUUCGCACCGAAAGAUUUUAUAUUAUCUAGGUUCAAUUAAAAUGAAGCUGUUGAAUCGAUUGCAAAGUCACCAGAAAGAGAGCGUUUGUCUUCCUGGGUUUAUUAUCCGCACAUCGUUAAUUGCAGAGUUCUAUCUAUAAUUUUGUAUAAGAAAAUGACGAGAGGAGAAGCUUAAAUUUUUUCAUCCUUUAAACUCAACUAUUUAAUGUUUACGAUUGAGCAUGUACGUCAACACUGAGAUUUACCAAGGAUUUUACUUGCUCAUGUUCUCGUUCAGCCUCAUACGUAGAAUUAGGCAAAGAGGAAACUAUAAUUUUGUACGAAUCAGUUUGAUAUGAAAUUGUGCGAAGCGAAUCAAUCGAGGGAACAGACAUGUUGCGAAAUAUAUUAUAUACAGAAUGAGAUUAUAAGAAUUUAUUUUGGGCACAAUCUCGUGGCAGAGAUAUAUAUUUUUCUUGACUAUCGUCCAAGGUUCUUCAUAAUUGUCCGUCAUUAUUUAAAAUAAAACAACAUGAUUUUCAAUACGA